AUGCAAGGCGACAGAACGAAUACACCCCUACCAUCUCGCACUCUAGAGCUCCUGGAUCGAAAUGCAAGCCAUACUUUCAAAGUGCCCGCCAAAUGCAUCAACGAUGGGGACGAUGUAUCGUUCUUCCUUACCAGCAAAGCCUAUGCCGACAUUAUGACGUUUAUCUUCCAACUGAACGUAGCCAUGUUGCCCCGUAAAACAGAAAAAGAAGGGUCAGGAGUGAAGGGUGUCAAAGAAUGGAUGCUGCAAAAUUCCGAUGUAUCAUAUCCACCUGUUGUGCAGAACCUCGCCAAGCUCCUGGAGGAUUUAGCACGAAUAAUCGACGAAGCCCCCCCGGACCCUGGUCCUCGUCGAUUUGGAAACAUCAGCUUCAGAAAAUGGUAUGAUAUAGUAAGAGAGCGAGUGUCGGAUCUUCUGGACAGAUACCUGCCCGCGGAAGCGUUCGCGCCGUUUAACAAUUCAUCUGGAGAAGAGGUCACAGCCAAGCAAGAGCUCGAGGCGUAUCUCAUCGGUAGCUUUGGCAGCUCGCAAAGAUUGGACUACGGGACCGGCCACGAAUUGAGCUUCCUCGCGUUCCUGGGCUGCUUGUGGAAGCUGGGCGGGUUCCCUCCUAGUACCGACGGAGCAACAGAGCGAGCCAUUGUACUUGGCGUCAUUGAACCAUACCUUGCAUUGAUACGGCGCCUGAUCCUUACGUAUACCCUAGAGCCUGCGGGAUCUCACGGCGUUUGGGGCUUGGACGACCAUUCCUUCUUGCCCUACAUUCUAGGAUCUGCGCAACUCUCACCUGCAGUAUCGUCCCCUGCUGAACUCAGACUCGAGGGCUCCCUUCCAACCGCUCCUAAUCCUGGAGAUGUAGCGAAGGCGCCGGCCGUCGAACGCGAGCGCAGCCGCAACAUGUACUUCAGCGCUAUCGGAUUCAUCUACGAUGUUAAAAAGGGGCCAUUCUGGGAGCAUAGCCCCAUUCUGUUCGACGUAUCUGGAGUCAAAGCGGGCUGGGCAAAGAUCAACAAGGGCAUGAUCAAGAUGUAUAACGCAGAAGUACUGUCCAAGUUCCCGGUCGUUCAACAUUUCCCCUUUGGAUCCCUCUUCGCAUGGGAACGUGAUCCCCUGGCAGAAGAGAUCCAAGCUAGUGUCCACACGUCUUCCCAACCGAAGACAAAUGCACCUACGGCACGACCACAACCAGCGCUGCGGGACCCCCUGGCCGAGCCCAGUACGCAGACUACAAAGAUGCCUACAAGCGGCACCGCCGCACCGUGGGCUUCCGCGCGCAUUCCCGCGCGAGCACAAGGCCCAGCCGUUCCCGCUGGUCCCAACCAACCCACAAGAGCGCCCUGGGCAUCCUCGACGUCGUUGCCUCCACCAGGGGGUACGACGACUGCGCCAUGGGCUAGGCCGGGAGCAGCCGCUUCGUCGACGACACGGGGUACAGUCCCAAGCACACGGGCUCCGUGGGCAGACAAGGAGCCACGGAAGUGA
Messenger RNA from Didymosphaeria variabile, 1482 nucleotides. RefSeq names its product Serine/threonine-protein phosphatase 2A activator 1 (gene RRD1). The record is from RefSeq and is a predicted model, not a curated record. Gene Ontology annotation, cellular component: protein phosphatase type 2A complex; cytoplasm; nucleus. Gene Ontology annotation, biological process: mitotic spindle organization. Gene Ontology annotation, molecular function: protein tyrosine phosphatase activator activity; peptidyl-prolyl cis-trans isomerase activity. Bases 1 to 1482 code for a protein of 493 amino acids. The transcript is spliced from 2 exons. NCBI's taxonomy places the organism in Eukaryota, Fungi, Ascomycota, Dothideomycetes, Pleosporales, Didymosphaeriaceae.